AUGUCGGACUCUAACACUCCAAACCCUCCAGGUACCGAAGAGAGACUUGUUCAGCAACUGGACAGUUACUUCUCCAAUACUGCGACUGGGAAUGAAACUGGCGAAGCAUCAGCUCCAGCGGCUCCUAACAAUGCGGCUGGAACUUCAGACCAAGACCGUCCUCCAAACCUUGCUCCGAUCCUUAUGUUGUCAUAUUUGAAUCAUUGUAUGUCGAAAAAAAGUUUUACGCCUGAGGACAUUCAAAAAUCUGUUUGGGAGCAGAAAUCUAAAAAACUGUCACAGGAAGAUUGGGAAUUUUGUAAAUAUUUUAUAAGUAGCAAGGAGCUCCUUCUACAACUGGCUCCUGGAAAAAAACGUAAAACUCAAGCACAAGCUCUUAUCGAGCUCAUUCUCAAAAAGUUUCCUGGUGUAGGUGUUGAAAUGCUAACACGACUUCUCGAUCCAUCGGAAUCUGCAUACAUCAUUUAUGAUGUAAUUGAACAAGUUAAAUGUGAACCUAAAUGCGAUGCUGAGUCUAUCAAGCAAGAAGAAUUCAUGUAUAGCCAGAAAAUCAAUAAGAAAAUCCGAGAGAACAACAAAUGUUUCAAGUUUAGUAUGGUUUUUGAACGACUUCGUAACGGCAGUUCUCUUCCCGAAGAGAAACCAUUUGCUCCUCUAGAGUUUAGAACAAUUACAUCUGAAUACUCGAAUAUCUACACACAAAUGGUCAAAGCAACGACAUAUGUUGAACUAAUGGAUGUAAUGUCAAAGCUUAAAACCACAAGAUUAUCAGUUAACGAACUGUAUUUUUCUGCAAAGCAUAUGCAAAAUCCAGAGAAGGAUACUCAGGAUGAAUUUUGGGAGGCGGAGUCAGAGAAAGUUUUGGAACUGCAGCCAUUAAUGAUCGACCCACAACUCGAAUCAACGAGCCGACAGCGUCUUAAGAUUCUCCAAGAACUUGCCCUUCAACAGAAGAUGUUGAAAGAAGUUGAUGAAAUUAUCUCAAUGAGCUUUGAGCUUGUCACUAAAAGCUUAUCAACUGGGAAUCCACACAAUCCAGCAGAUGUCCAAUCACUAAUGAUUAACUCAAACGCUCCAAGUAUUCCAGAUCAAAGAAAAAACGACUGGAUGGAAUAUUACAAUCUCAACCCGCUUGGCCAGUACCCAAUAUCAAGCCACUUCCCAAGAUCAGACAGAAUAGGUCCUAAAUUACCAGCAGUCAUUCAGAAAAUUUCAAUUCGUUAUUGCUUAUCGAAAGAAAUCGAAGUUAUUGAGACUAUCGACGAAUGGAAAUGCCGCGAAUUCUGCACGUAUGAUCACAAUUUGAAGGAUUUCCGACGACACAAGUGUGAGAUUUGUGAAGUUGAAGUUCAAGAGUGUGAUUUAUCUCUGCGUCAGACAAAAUGGUGCUCACAUAUUGAGGACCAAGUGCUCUUAAUGUAUAAUAGAGUUAAUGGACGACUGGAACAGUAUGUAUUUUCAUUCGAAACAAAAGGAUUCAAAGAAGUGUACUGUUCAUGCAUUGAAGUCACCUAUAGAGGAAAAAAUGGACCUGAAGAACCAGUGCUGCUCACAAAUGGAAGUGAGCACGUAGUUAUCAAGGAAGCAGAUCCCGGAGUUGUAAAGCUGCAGUUAGUUGGUGAGAAUCACGUGGAGAUUCCCGCUGUCCCUGUUCAACAAUUGUCCGCAGAAGAAAUUGAGAUGCAGGAUGCUUAUGACAGCUCUAGUGAGUCUGGUUCAGAAUCCGAAGUGGAAUCAGAAUCUGAUUCAGAAUCUGAAUCUGAGUCUGAACACGAAUCCGAACAAAUCUCAUACAACAAAACCUUCAUAAGUACUCUACCAAUGUUCAAAGUGCGACAUUGUCCCCUCUCCCGAAAAGAUGUGCUCUACGUUCGUUCAAACAAUCUUGGUCAGUAUGAGAAGUAUGAUUAUCAUCCAACAUACCACCGGUUCGAGCCAUUUAAAUGCUCAAAAUGCAAAGACGCCACAUCGGAAGAUCACUUGGUUCCAAAGUAUGCAGAGCACUGUCCGGAAACCAAUGAGUUUGUGAUUCACACGGAGAACUUGUUCACAGAACGAAUGGAGCAGUAUAUUUAUGAUUCGAUGACCCAAGGAUUCCGCCAAGUUUACUAUCCACAGUUCCUCUAUGAUCCUUCCAAGGAUCAUACUUCGAACGUUUUUGUAACUGUGAACUACUUGUCAACAGUUAUCACAAGAGACAAAGAUGGGAGGUUCAAGAAGGAAAAAUUCUGCGAUAAUCUGAAGAAGUUUGUGGCGAUUCCCGAAGUUGAAGUGAAUACUUUCACUGUGCAAGAAUUGGAGAAGAAGAAGAACAAGCGUCGCGUGGAUUCGGAUUCGGAUAGUUUCGAGCAUAUCGAAAUUCCAGACAUGGUUUCCGCGUCUCCAUAAGCUUACUGGAUUGUGAUCUUUAAUUUUGCUCAAUUUUUCUACCUUUUAUCUAAUUUUCAAUGCGUUUCAAUAUUUGUUUCAAAGCCCAAAUAAAGUU
This is a messenger RNA of Caenorhabditis elegans, 2485 nucleotides long. RefSeq names its product LisH domain-containing protein. Gene Ontology annotation, biological process: autophagy. NCBI's taxonomy places the organism in Eukaryota, Metazoa, Nematoda, Chromadorea, Rhabditida, Rhabditidae. Bases 1 to 2388 code for a protein of 795 amino acids. The transcript is spliced from 5 exons. The record is from RefSeq and is marked reviewed.